Molecule: messenger RNA, 1061 nt
Organism: Eutrema salsugineum
Lineage: Eukaryota; Viridiplantae; Streptophyta; Magnoliopsida; Brassicales; Brassicaceae
Product: nuclear transcription factor Y subunit C-4
Exons: 2
Coding region: 66-806 (246 amino acids)
Biological process (GO): regulation of DNA-templated transcription
Cellular component (GO): nucleus
Molecular function (GO): DNA binding; protein heterodimerization activity; DNA-binding transcription activator activity, RNA polymerase II-specific
Source: RefSeq, a predicted model, not a curated record
UUUUCUCCAAACCAUUUGACAAAACUUUGUAAGGCUCUUUGAUCCAAUCACAACGCGUAGAUCCAAUGGACAACAACAACAACAACCAGCAACCACCACCUGCCUCCGUCUAUCCUCCUCCGCCUUCGGGCUCCGCCGCCGCCGUAAUCCCUCCUCCUCCAUCUGGAUCCACGGCGAUAGUCGGCGGAGGAGGAGGAGCGUCUUACCACCACCUCCUCCAGCAACAGCUGCAACAGCUCCAAAUGUUCUGGACCUACCAGCGACAAGAGAUCGAGCAGGUGAACGAUUUCAAAAACCAUCAGCUUCCUCUCGCUCGGAUCAAAAAAAUCAUGAAAGCCGAUGAGGAUGUUCGUAUGAUCUCCGCGGAAGCACCGAUCCUCUUCGCCAAAGCCUGUGAGCUUUUCAUCCUCGAGCUUACCAUCAGAUCUUGGCUUCACGCCGAAGAGAAUAAACGCCGUACGCUUCAGAAAAACGAUAUCGCCGCCGCGAUUACUAGAACCGAUAUCUUCGAUUUCCUCGUUGAUAUCGUUCCUAGGGAAGAGAUCAAGGAGGAGGAAGAGGCGGCUCUCGGAGGUAUGGUGACUCCCGCCGCGAGCGGCGUUCCUUAUUAUUAUCCGCCGAUGGGUCAGCCGGCGGUUCCUGGAGGGAUGAUGAUCGGAAGGCCGGCGAUGGAUCCUACCGGAGUUUAUGCUCAGCCUCCAUCUCAGGCAUGGCAGAGCGUUUGGCAGAAUUCAGCCGCCGGAGAUGAUGUGUCUUACGGAAGCGGAGGAAGUAGCGGCCAUGGAAAUCUCGAUAACCAAGGAUAAGUUGAGCUUUGGAAGGAUUUUCAGAUGCUGCCUCUGUCUUGAAACCAGAAGCUGAGAUUCAUCAUCAACCCUGCCUUGAAUUUUGCAUGUGUCUGAUUCUUAUGCCUGUUUGUGAUUUUAUGACUUACUCGAGAGAAGAGAGACAACAAACAAAACAAAAAAAGCACUCUUUCAUUCGUCCUGUUAACUUAUAAGUUAUUGCAGCAAAACUGCAGACUUGCUUUAACUAUAUAAUCUAAAUGUGCAGAUUCUAAU